CAGCAUUCCCAAAAGCUUGACCUGCAGCAGAGGAGGAGAUCCUGGAUGUUCCCUGGAUCCCUGGAGGGACUGAGCUUGCUUGGCUGGGAGGCUGCGGGGAGGUGCAUCGGGACACCCCCAGCGCUGAGUGGGAGCCCCAACCGGAGCCGUGACACCUUCAAAGCGAAAAGGGGACGUGAGGUGGCACCCAGGUGGCUCCAGGUUUGCCUCCAGUUCAGCAAGAUGACCUUCCUCCAGUGUGAAGACGACUGCUACUCCCCCUGCAGCUACGGGGGCCUCUACGGCUACCGGGGCUACGACGGCGGCAGCUCCUGCGGCUACCGCGGCUACUACGGCGGCCUCUACGGCUACCGCGGCCUCUCCGGCUUCGGCGACCGCUACGGCUGCGGGAGCCUCUACGGCUACCGGGGCAUUUAUGGCUCUGGGGACUGCUACGGCUAUGGGGGUCUCUAUAGGGGCUUCUACGGCUCUGGGGACUGCUGUGGAUACCCCGGUUUUUACUCGGGCCGCUACGGUUACCCCUACCGCUACGGCCAAAGGUUCGGCUACGGCGGGUGCUACAGCUGCUAAAC
Empidonax traillii (willow flycatcher) is the source of this 572-nucleotide messenger RNA. Its product is annotated as keratin-associated protein 21-1-like. Bases 46 to 570 code for a protein of 174 amino acids. The record is from RefSeq and is a predicted model, not a curated record. Lineage: Eukaryota; Metazoa; Chordata; Aves; Passeriformes; Tyrannidae. The transcript is spliced from 2 exons.